Zalophus californianus (California sea lion) is the source of this 681-nucleotide messenger RNA. The record is from the annotation of a RefSeq genome assembly. NCBI's taxonomy places the organism in Eukaryota, Metazoa, Chordata, Mammalia, Carnivora, Otariidae.
AUGAACGAAAAUCUAUUCACCUCUUUCACUUCCCCUACAAUAAUAGGCCUUCCUAUCGUAACCCUAAUCAUCCUAUUUCCAAGCAUAUUAUUCCCUUCACCAGGCCGACUGAUCAAUAACCGCCUCACCUCAAUUCAACAGUGACUGAUCCAAUUAACAUCAAAGCAAAUAAUAUUAAUUCACAAUCACAAAGGACAAACAUGGACAUUAAUACUCAUAUCGCUCAUCAUAUUCAUUGGAUCUACCAAUCUACUAGGUCUACUACCACACUCAUUUACUCCCACUACCCAACUAUCUAUAAAUCUAGGAAUGGCCAUCCCCCUGUGAGCAGGAACAGUCGCCAUAGGACUACGAACCAAAACUAAAGCAUCCUUAGCCCACUUUCUACCCCAAGGAACACCCUUCCCCCUCAUCCCAAUAUUAGUAAUCAUUGAAUCUAUUAGCUUGCUCAUUCAACCUAUAGCCUUAGCCGUACGACUAACAGCCAAUAUCACUGCAGGCCACCUAUUAAUUCACCUAAUUGGUGGAGCCACCCUAGCCCUCAUUAACAUCAGCGCAAUUACGGCCCUUAUUACUUUCAUUAUCCUCACUCUACUUACAGUACUUGAGUUCGCUGUAGCCUUAAUCCAAGCCUACGUCUUCACUUUACUAGUAAGCCUAUACUUACAUGAUAACACCUAA